Messenger RNA from Labeo rohita (rohu), 3093 nucleotides. Its product is annotated as tumor necrosis factor receptor superfamily member 14-like. Gene Ontology annotation, biological process: positive regulation of T cell migration; positive regulation of cytokine production involved in immune response; defense response to Gram-positive bacterium. Gene Ontology annotation, cellular component: external side of plasma membrane. NCBI's taxonomy places the organism in Eukaryota, Metazoa, Chordata, Actinopteri, Cypriniformes, Cyprinidae. The transcript has 9 exons. Gene Ontology annotation, molecular function: protein binding. Bases 512 to 1225 code for a protein of 237 amino acids. The record is from RefSeq and is a predicted model, not a curated record.
GUUCUGCAAUCAGUCAUUAUUGUGGGUGUCUCUGUACCGUAAUUCCACUAAUAGACGUGCAGCGGUACCCAGAUGGCGGCUCACUUGACCGGGUGUUCGCAGAUGGCGGCUCACUUGACCGCGGUUGUUUACUUCCACUACUGUACAGACUGAUUCGCUUUGUAAAUGAACGGUGCUCUUAAAAUUGGUCUUGUAGGGGCGGCGAGGUAAAGGCUACAAGGGACACAGCUCUGGCUACUGGGCAUGCGCAAAUCAAUCUAACGUAAUUUUUUUUUUUUUCAUUUCACAUUGUACAAAAAUAAUACUGUUUUUGUAUUAUAGUAGGGGCUAAGUGUAGGUUUGGGGUAGGUGUAGACGUUAAAAAAAAAAACACAAUCUAAUAGGUUAAUUAAUUUCAUUGUUAGUUUCCGGUCGGAGCUGGAUCUCUUCUAGCCACAACCCUAAGCACAAAAUGGCGGAUUUAAAAAAAACACAAGGAUAAAGAUGGUGAGGUUUAUACGAGCUGAAGGACAUGAGAACGACGUUUGUUUUUCUUCUUUUCGCUGUCUGUGCACUUUUCGCAUUUGGAAAAGCUUGUGGCCCGAGUGAAUAUAAAUCAGCUGCUGGAGAAUGUUGUCCUAUGUGUAAUAUUGGAUCAGUAGUACGUAGUGACUGUAGUGGGGAUUUAAGUACCACAUGCAAACCCUGCCCUCCAGGAACAUUCAUGAAUGAACCAAACGGCCUUCAUAAUUGCUUCAAAUGCAGAAACUGUGUUGAAAGUCAAGGUCUUUACAUCCAGAGUACAUGCUCUACAAUAAAAGACACUGUCUGUGAUGUUCUUGAUGGAUAUUACUGCAUUGAUUACUCAAAAUCACAGUGCCAUCAUGCUCAGAAACAUACUGUUUGUGAACCAGGACAAGAAACAAAAAGAUCAGGAACAAAGACUUUGGAUACAAUAUGUGUGAACUGUCCUCAUGGAUUUUAUUCUCCAUCAGGUCUGAACUGCACCAAAUGGACAGAUUGCACAGCUAGGAGUGAAAUACAGAUAGAAAUUGGCAGCUCUGUUAAAGAUGUUACAUGUACAAUGGAAAGACGGGGAAGAUAUGGUCUCAUAUUGCCAGUGGCUUUAACAUCUUUGUUCUUCAUUCUGUGCCUGUGGACACUGUUCAGAAGUUGUAAACUUAAGCAUCCUGUUGAAGAAACAAACCCUGCGUAUACAGAACAAACCAAACGCAACACACCGUAAGAAGGAGGAAAACAGUGAAGAACUAGUUACUUCCUAAAAAUCUCAGUCACUCCACCCCUGGAUCUCCAGCAUUCCACUUGUGACAGUAUUGCAAACUUCUCCGUGUGCUGUGACCUUGACGUGGUGGAGAAGCUUGAGUUCCUCCGGUAUCAUAACAUAUAUGAGAGAAGGUUCAACCAUAAAAUCACACCUAGGAGGACAAACUAACAACAGCAAGUGUUUUUUUGGACAGUAAGUCCAGUCUCUUCUGCUCACCAAGCCUGCAUACAUUACUAUUUGUAGCAUCAUUACUCUAGUCACAUGAUCCUUCAGAAAUCAUUCUAAUAUUCUGAUUUGCUGCUCAAAAAAACAUUUAUUAUUAUAUUGAAAGCAGCAGAACAACAGUUGUAGAUGUUUUUUUUUUUUUUUUUUUUUUAAUAAUAAUGUUUCUUGAAUAGCAAAUCAGCAUAUUAGAAUGAUUUUUGAAGGAUCAUGUGACACUGAAGACUGGAGUAAUUAUGCAGAAAAUUUAGCUGUGAUCACAGGAAUAAAUUGCAUUGUAAAAUCUAUUCCAACAGAAAACAGUUAUUUUAAAUAGUACAAAUAUUUCACAAUAUUACUGCUUUUGCUGUACUUUGGAUCAAAUAAAUGAAGGCUUGGUGAGCAGAAGAGACCGCUAGGCUGGCUAGGGGCCUGUUUGUUGUGAAUUUGACGCAUUUUUUUUUUUCCUAGUUUUUUUCUUUUGUACUACGUAUCCCACAAUUCUUAGUCAACUUCAUUUAGGGUGAACUCCAUAUAUGGAACACUACAUUACCCAUGUUCCCCUGCUUAAGGUCUAUAAAUAGACCAUACAUCCUUCCUUUGUUCCUUUCUCCUGUUGGUGAGGUGUGGGUGUUUGAAUGGGCACCCAACCAUGUCCUUUGAGUCCUUUCCUUUGGAUGUGUUAAGUAAGUUUGUUUUUCAAUUGUAUAGUUGGAAUUUGUUUAUUUGUGUUUAGUUGUUUAAUCAUUAUGUGGACUAUGUACAAUAUAGAUGUUUAUUGAUGAGUUGUUUGUAUGAUUUUGAUUUCUUUAUAUAUUGUUUGUAGUGACCAAAAACCAUCCUGUUUAUCCUGGGCAUCCACUCCAUCAUGUUUAUCAUGGAAUGCCUGCAUCAUGUGAAUUCCUGCAUUGCAUUUGAUGUCAAUGGCUAAAGAUGUACUAUUCUUCACUUAAGUGGUAUUAAAGAGAGCAAAGGACUGCGUUUUUUCCAGUGUUUUAAUCAGACACCCCACCAAGUUCUACAAGAUCUUUGGAUAUUUAACACUGUUAUAUCUGCUUUUUUUUUUGUUUGUUUGUUUUUUAAAGAAGCACUUAAGUUGUUGUUAAAUAUGGUUAUUACUGUUAUCAGGGUUUUCUUGAUAUUUGUAGAGUUGGUAUUGAUCAUUGCAUUAUAAAGAUCAUGUGUUUUCGUAUCUCAGGUUUUAUACCUUAUGUCUGUGCACUUUAUCUAAUUAUCUAAGGUCCUUUGUGUUUUGGGCUGUAUGUUUCAGUGACAGAAAUGCACACAGAAACCUAGAACUGACUUUAAAUAUUCAGGAAAAAUGAGCAGACAAUACAGGGCCCACACUUAUCAGAAAUGUUGUUUAUUAUCAAUACUAUGUUAUGAAUAGUAUACUUCUCCAUCCAAUCAUUGUGUAAAGCAAAAGGAAGAAUUAAAUGGUAUAUUGUACCAAAACAACUUGGUUGUUGGAUAUGUUUAGUAUUUUCUAACUGUAUUUAACAUUUUCCCAUACUGUGAGUACACUAAUUACAACUUUUCUUGUUUUAUGUUUAUGCUUUUGGAAAUUGAUUAUUCCUAUCCCUAAUCAGGCUUAUUAUUUAGCAUUUUAGGCUCAUUGUUACCACAAA